CCCCCUAGAAUCAAACCCAAAGAACUCUCGCAUUUUCUGUUGCCGUGGAGUAUCCUCCCGUUAUCUCCUUUACAAAUGGGCUCUGUGGCCUAGCGCACUCUUCCCCCGAGCCAGGUCACCCGUGAUCGUCCGCCGCAGUCCACUGCCUGACAGGGGCUGCUCGGGAGCCGCCACUAAGGUUUACAUCAUCACAAGGAAAAGAACAAGCAACAUGGCAGCAAUCCCGUCCAGCGGUUCACUCGUAGCAACCCACGACUACUACCGAAGACGUCUGGGUUCCACUUCCAGCAACAGCUCCUGUGGAAGUGCUGAGUACUCUGGGGAAGUGAUCCCCCACCAUCCUGGUCUUCCUAAAUCAGAUCCAGGCCACUGGUGGGCAAGCUUCUUCUUCGGGAAAUCGAGUCAUCCUUUCAUGACAACUGUAUUGGAAUCCCCAGAGCACUCAGGAACUUUCCAGGUUGCUCAUGGCACGAUCACCUGUGACCUGGCUCAGGAGGCCAUGAGGAAGCGGCAUGUCAGCGAGCCCAGCAAAACCAGCCCUGGGCCUUCUGCAUGAGUGGCAGUACCGUUCCCCGCUUCUGAAGUGUGCUAGGCAUCAGAGCCCAUUUCCCCCUCCCCACCCCUUCCCUCCCCUCCCCUCCCUUCUCCCACCCAUUCCUUUAGAAUAGACAGGCUGCUUAAGUGUAGAGGUAGUUGUGUUGUGUGUGUGGUUUUUUGGUUUUUUUUUUAAGGAAAACAAAACAAAAGCAAACACCAAAAAACAAGUAAAAGAAACCACACUAUUUGUUUUUUUACUAUCUGAAUCACCUAUGUGCUUUCCAGCAGCCUCAGUAACUUUGUUUACUUUGUACUCAACAGAAACUAAUAAACUUUGAGCAGCCUUUUAA
Antechinus flavipes (yellow-footed antechinus) is the source of this 887-nucleotide messenger RNA. RefSeq names its product pancreatic progenitor cell differentiation and proliferation factor (gene PPDPF). The coding region runs from base 212 to 556 and encodes 114 amino acids. NCBI's taxonomy places the organism in Eukaryota, Metazoa, Chordata, Mammalia, Dasyuromorphia, Dasyuridae. The record is from RefSeq and is a predicted model, not a curated record. Gene Ontology annotation, biological process: multicellular organism development; cell differentiation. The transcript has 5 exons.